AUGCUCAAAGACUCUGUGGGACACGUUAUCGGGUUGUGCGUCAUCGUUGCCUGCAUGUCUGCUAGCCAGGAUUGGGAGUUGCGGCUGUACAACUCUGUGUGCAGCGACCGUACAGUGCAUCGUAUGCCUGCAUGUCUGCUGCCAGGAUUGGGAGGUACGGCCAACUCUGUGUGCAGCGACCGUACAAACAGUGGCCAAUCACUAGAACCUCGGGACAAGCCUUGUGGGACACGUCAUCGCAUGCCUGCACGCCAGGACUGGGAGAUGCCAGGAUUGGGAGGUGCGGCCGUACAACUUUGUGUGCAGUUCGCCAGGAUUGGGAGGUGCGCCGUAUAA
Molecule: messenger RNA, 336 nt
Organism: Rodentolepis nana
Lineage: Eukaryota; Metazoa; Platyhelminthes; Cestoda; Cyclophyllidea; Hymenolepididae
Source: the annotation of a GenBank genome assembly